Molecule: messenger RNA, 1019 nt
Organism: Lactuca sativa (garden lettuce)
Lineage: Eukaryota; Viridiplantae; Streptophyta; Magnoliopsida; Asterales; Asteraceae
Biological process (GO): carotenoid metabolic process
Source: RefSeq, a predicted model, not a curated record
AUGGCUGGAUUUCAUCAUGGCGACCCAUACUUUCCAAACAAAGGCAACGCAGGAUGGCUUGACGCAGAGUCCGAUGAUGAGCACCAAAUCCCAUUGGAUGAUCAUCAAGCAAAAGAAAAAAUAGAAGAUGGUGAAGAAGUAGCAGUAGAGGAAGUGGAGGAUGAACAGUCGAAAAUGGAAGGAAUGGCAUCAAUAGCGUUGUUACUAGAUGGGUCAAUCUCGGGUCAUUUUGUUCAGCUUCCCGAGUCCGUUUAUUACCAGAUGGGUCAAUCUCGUCUUUUUGUCUCGACUUCAUAUCUCUCUGGCGAUGUGAGUAAUGAACCAAGGAGAAACACACAACAAUGUAAUCAAGAAGAAGAUGUUCCAGUCUUGGUUGAUGCAAUACUUCCAUUAUCUGCAGCUGCCAUGGCUUUGCCACCUUUAUCUAUUCGAGGUGAUUUGGGAGUUGUUUCUACUGCUGGAGUUAGAUAUGCAUAUCCACUCCUAAAAUCAUUUGCAAAAAUGGGACCUCAAGGUGUUCUUGGUGCCACAAAGCUUUUACGCCCUUUUUCAGAAAUAGUUGAUUCAUUGGGACUCAAAGAUCCUUUCAUUAGAAAUUGGGUGGAUCUUUUGUCUUUCUUACUUGCUGAAGUGAAAUCCGAUGGUGUUCUUUCAGCAGAAAUGAUUUAUAUGUUUGCAGAAUGGUAUAAACCAGGUUGUAGUUUAGAAUACCCUGUUGGUGGAACUGGAGCACUUGUUGAGGCUCUUGUUCUCAGAUUUUCCUUAUGAUAAACUUCCAAAAAUGUCAGAACCUUCACAACUUAUGACAGAAAAUACACGUUCUGAUCUUUAUGUUGCACUCCCUGUUCUCAGUCAAGGAAAGAAAUGGGUCUUACUAUACAGUACAUGGAGGCAUGGCAUAUCUCUUUCAACCUUAUAUAGAAGAAGCAAUCUUUGCCCUGGGUUAAGUCUACUGGUUGUUGGAGAUCGUAAAGGUGCAGUGUUUGGUGGUUUAGUUGAGGCACCUUUGAAACCAUCAA